Molecule: messenger RNA, 1938 nt
Organism: Cylindrotheca closterium
Lineage: Eukaryota; Bacillariophyta; Bacillariophyceae; Bacillariales; Bacillariaceae
Source: the annotation of a GenBank genome assembly
AUGAGUGGGAAAAGUAACGAUUUAAAUGGAAAAGUGUACGGUAGGCGAAAUAGGCUGCUGCUUAUGCCGAAGGAAAAGGAAAAGGAAAAGAGCAAGCAGCAUCAACGACCAAAACCCCCUCUGAUGUCCUCUAAUCCUAGAAUUACCGAGCAUGGCUUCCGUCGAUCACCUCACCUGCAAGCUGUUAUGGAUCGGAUUGAACGACGGAGAAAAAUUGACCGAGAGAAAGAAAUUCGUUGGCAGGAAGCCUCGCGACGAAGAAGGAAUCGCCAAACAGAUUAUUACAGCAGUCAGGAUGGCGGAAGGGAACACGAACAAGAUCUAAGCGACGUUCUCGAGAUUUUUGCAGAAUACGACAACAUGCUGGAACAUUUAGUACUGAAAAAUAUGGAACUGAUGAAUCUUGCUGAAAAGAAGAGUGAGGAAAUCCCGGAUGAUGAGACUGCAUUAACAGAAAAGGUCUUGAACGACCUCCGCACUCUGCGCCAACAUAGAGAGCAGCAGCAGUUCGAAGAUAAACCACUCAAUAUUUUCUCUGAAGUAGACGUUGAAUUCGAGCUUUCUAACUCGAGAACGGCUGGGAACCCAUAUUUGCGAUUCACAAGACCAAACGAAUGUCAUGGGGUUGAACAGAUAAGUCGACAACGAACGAAAUUCACUCCGAAGAGUACAGGAAUAACUUCGUCGUUUUCCAAUAGGAAACGACUAGUUGUUGACAACGAGGAAAUUAGAGACUCUCUUCGUCUUCCACUUAAAACGACGGCUAUUACUGCUGCUAUUCCAAAGCCCAAAAAUUUGCUGGACAAUGGAGUGUCCGGAGCCAAGAGAAUUCGAGAACUUAGAAAGCUUCAGCAAACACGAAGGGAAGCACAAGUUCAAAUCUUAGAAGAAAAAGUUCAAGAUAGUCGGCACCAAACAGACGAAUCAUCUAAGUGGCAGUUUGAAGAUCGCGAAGGCAAGACAAAAGAAGAACAAGCCCCAGAACCUCGUCAACAAGCGGACGCACACAAUUGCAAAAUAGAACGAAGCGGGAACGAGACAAGGAAACCGAAACUUUCAGGUGGACGACAUAACCAGGAACAAAUGGAAACCUUCCGAAAUGAAAUGGAAGAGUGGUGGAUGUGCCCAGUAGAUAUACUAGAGCGCCGUCCUUUACCACCCCGAAACUCUCACAAGGUGACUUCAAAAAUUGAUCCACAAACAGACGAGUCUGAUAGUGACUCCUUUGGACCUUCAAGGGAAGCAAAAAAGUUGAAGAAGCGACUCAACAAGAUCUAUCAGCAGAACAAAAGCUUGAAAAGUGCCCAAGAAGACAUGCGCGGUGAGAUGCUGCAACUCAAACAAGGGUACAAGCUGAAACAUAGGAAGCUGAAAUCGAAAUUCUUACGAAACGCAGCACUCUCCAAGCAGUAUCAGAACGAAGCUCGUGAAAGUGACCAUCGCAACAGUCAAAGUGGGGUUUAUGGACAACGAGACGACAACAUCAGCUACGAGGUGAGAGAUGGGGUUAUCGUCUUGGAUGAUUUUCAAGAUGGUGCAGGUAUUCCAGAAUUUGAGUUUCUUGGGGUCCGUAGUCCUCGGUGCAGACCAGAGCUCCCUGUAGGGAGUAAUUACAUGCUGCAGCCAAUCACUCAUAUUACAGGUGAAACACAUGGGCAGGUAGACCAAGAGCUAAUGGAUCAACAUUACAUGCACCAGCCAGUAAUGGAGCUUCCCUUUUCUCCGGAAGAGCAAGCCCAGUUUGCUGAUGCGGAACGGACCUAUGAUCAACAAGGCCAUGAAGUUGUGCAACCACAUUCACAAAACCACCAUGGUGGAAGAGACGAAGACGAAACAGAUGACGACGAUUCAAUGACCUACGACAGUCAAUCAGCAUAUACGAUAGAACACUACCAGCCAAGAAGAGAGCCAGCUUGGAACUGUGCUUCAGAACUGUAA